AUGAGCCUCACCAAGUUAAGAACACUAGAGCUGAGCAAUAUAUUGCCAGUCAACAUCAAAAUACUGAGUGAGGGGGGCAAGCAAACAAUCACAGCGGUGGAUGCUAGGGAUUAUGGUUUAUUUCUGGCCGAUGAAGACACAAAGAAAGGAGUUUGGCUAGAAUCUGGUCGCAGCUUAGAUUACUAUAUUUUGAGGAACGGAGAUCUUUUAGAAUACAAAAAGAAAUUAAGAAUACUGAGAGUGCGUAUGUUAGAUGGGAUGUUAAAAACUGUUUUAGUAGAUGACAGUCAACUAGUGGCUAACCUUAUGGUGGUUAUAUGUACGAAAAUAGGAAUAACUAAUCAUGACGAAUAUUCCCUGGUUCGUGAGUUUGUUGAAGAGCAAUCCGAAAACAUUAAAUCUGGAAAUUUUAGUACGUUAACAUUAAAGAAGAAAAAAGAGGAGAAAGGAGACAGAGAUGUCAAGAUGGAUCAAUUGAGAAAAAAACUAAAAACUGAUGAUGAAGUAAAUUGGAUUGAUCCUAGCAAAACUUUAAGAGAGCAAGGUAUUGAUGAAGUGGAGACCGUAUUGUUAAGAAGAAAAUUUUUUUUCUCUGAUCAAAAUGUUGACAGUAGAGAUCCAGUUCAACUAUCGCUACUUUAUGUACAAGCUCGGGAUGCUAUUUUAGAUGGAACACAUCCAGUAACUCAAAGUCAAGCGUGUUUUUUUUCUGGUAUCCAAUGUCAAGUGCAGUUUGGUGAUUAUAACGAAGAAAAGCAUAAGCCUGGAUUUUUAGAUUUGAGAGAAUUCUUGCCACAAUCGUACUUCAAGGUUAAAGGAAUAGAAAGAAAAGUUUUUGUUGAAUACAAGAAGCAUAAUGGAUUAUCAGAAGUAGAUGCUAAAGUAUUGUAUACUAAAACUGCAAGAUCCUUAAAUACGUAUGGAGUAACCUUUUUUCUUGUAAAAGAAAAGAUGAAAGGAAAGAACAAAUUGGUACCUCGGCUUUUAGGUGUAACGAAAGAUUCGGUACUAAGACUUGACGAAAAAACUAAAGAGAUCUUAAAAACGUGGCCCUUAACAACUGUAAGAAGAUGGGGAGCAUCUCCAAAUACAUUUACCCUGGAUUUUGGAGACUAUUCUGACCAAUAUUAUAGUGUUCAGACAACUGAAGCUGAACAAAUCUUACAAAUUAUAUCUGGCUACAUUGAUAUAAUUUUAAGAAAACAAAAAGCUAAAGAUCAUUUUGGCAUCGAAGGAAAUGAAGGUUCAACUAUGGUGGAAGACAGUAUAUCUCCUUUAAAAGCAACUAUAAUGCAGCAUGAAACAAGCCCUAUGGGUAAAGGAACAGUGGAAUCAGUCUCCGUAGCAAUACCAGCUAUUAUCAGGAGUGGUGUUGAUGGAGAAAAACUUUAUGGAACAGGAUAUUUAGAUUCUGCUCAAUACACUACUGUAUGUGGUCAAGUAAACAUUGCUCACGCUCCAUCUGUAAUGCAGCAGACUAAAUUUUUAACGGUAACAUCAGAACCACAAAUUGCCUUGGUAUCUACUUUAGCUACAGCGAAAGAAAUAAUUAAGAAUGCUGAGACCCACUUAUCUUGCACAUCAACUAUUCCAGAUACCAACAACGAUUUAGCCUCAUUGCGUUGGAGAGAAGAAACGGUUGAUAUACACAAGCAAAACAUUGGCUCUCAGAUAGCUGCAAUGAAUGCAGCUACUGCUCAAAUGCUUACAUCAACUACUGGACAGCAAGAUACUGUUGAUUAUGCUGCAGUAGAAUCAGCAAUUACGACGAUAACAACAAAUUUACCAGAAUUGACUAAGGGCGUGAGAAUGAUUGCUACCUUAAUAAAAGAUAACUCCUCUGGUGAUAAACUCUUAAAUGCUGCACGUAAGCUUUGCUGGGCAUUCUCUGAUUUAUUAAGGGCUACUGAGACUCGAUCAAAAGCGGCUAGGCAUAGCUUAUUGAAUGCUGCAUCUCAUAUUGGGGAGGCAUCUCAUGAAGUGCUAUUUAAUAUUGGUGAAGAGGGUGUCCUAAAAAAAGAGACACAAGAUGUCCUAUUAUCGUUGGCAAAGACUGUUGCUAAUACAACUGCUGUACUAGUGUUAAAGGCGAGAAAUAUAGCAGCAAUUUGUGAAAACUCAGUAACACAAAACCAUGUAAUAUCUGCUGCUACUUAUUGUGCUCUUGCUACAUCUCAACUAGUAGCUUGCGCAAAAGUUGUUGCACCAACUUUAAAUACGCAAGCAUGCCAAAAUCAAUUAAUAUAUGCAGUUAAGGAAGUGACUAAGGCUGUUCAAAAUCUUGUGGAGGUUUGUGGUAUGGCAAGUACGGAAAUAAAUGUUUACGAAGACUUAAGUUUAGCUGCUUCGAAUGUGACAAAAACGCUUAAUAAUUUUCUGAACCACAUUACGUUGGUUACUCAAGACAAACUUAGCGAAGAAACUACACAGGAACAAGCAAUAGAAAAAAUAUUUUUUGCAACUGACAAACUUUUUUCUAUUUCUGGUGAUGCUGCAGAAAUGGUCAGACAAGCUAGGAUUGUUGGACAAGCAACAGCACGACUUAUACAAAGUAUUAAAGGUGAUGCAGAUAAGCGUUCCAAUACAGAGCAACAAAAAAAGUUACUGGCUGCAGCAAAAGUACUGGCUGAUGCUACUGCAAAAAUGGUUGAAGCAGCGCGACAAUGUGCAAGUAGUCCCCAGGAUAAUCAAGUUCAAAAUUAUCUUCGCCUGGCUGUUAAAGAAUUGCGUGAAGCUACAGCAACAGCCGCUACUCCAGCCAUCAGGCGAAGCUUGAUGUUAAAAUUAGAAAGAUAUGCAAAAGUUGCAGCUUCAUCCGCAACAGAAUACAUAGCAGCUUUAGCAAGAGUAGACCCUUAUAUCGCAAACAGAAUUACUCAAAAGCAAUUGAACGAGAAAUGUAAGUGUAUUACUGAACUGAUCUCAGAAUUAAUAUCAGGAGUUAAGGGAGCUUCGUCAGAACCUGAUGAUUCUAUGAUGCAGCUGAACUUAAUAAAUGCUUCUGAAAAAUUUUGCCACUCAGCAGAGUCCAUGAUUAAAGUGGUAAAAGUAGUAGUGCCUACCAUAUCUGAUUACUCUUUAUCUUUAGAACUUGAUAAUAACUCUCAACAGCUGGGAACAGUAUUAACGGAUUUAAGAUCCGCAUCUUGCCAUGCACGGGAAGUUUGCACUGGUCUUCAGCUGGAUGCUGCCGAAACAUCUGUAAAUAAAUUAAUUUCAGAACUUCAAGAUUUGUCCAACUCUAUUAUUCUUACUAUAAAACCUUUACCAGAAGAAAAUGAGGAGUCAUCAUUGUUAAAACUUAUCACCAUCUGUCAAAAAUUACGAUUUUGUACAUCACAAAUUGUUACUGCAGUAAGACAACAAAGUGAUUAUUACACAGGAAAUGCUGCUGCAGAGUAUGCAGCAGCAUUGAAAGACUUACAUUCAGCUAUAAAAGGAGUUCUAUAUACAAUAGAAAAUCAAGAUACGAAACAAACUAUUCUGACUAUAUCCAUUAAUAUCUUAUGUAUGUCAGUUCAACUUAUACAAGAAGCAAGGACUGCUUUACAUAAUGAAAAUUAUUUAAGUGAUGUCGAUGCUUUAGCAGCUAUUGAAAAAAAAAUUUUUUGUCAUCUUGAUGAAUAUAUUUCUUCUUUACCCUGGCAAAAAAGCAUUGAUGACACGAUUCACCAAAUAAAAGAAGCAAGUCACGUACUCGAGACUGAUUGUAGAUCAGAAAUACAGAACUUUUGUGAACUGCAGAAUAAUUUAGCUGCUGCUGCUGAUGAUCUGAAUAAUGCUUCAUCAUAUGUUUUAUCGUCGAUUCGCUUUCCAAUUCAACUGUCAACUACAUUAGAACGAUUCAUGUCUACUUUUUGUUCGUUGAUUGGUACAGGAGUAAAUUUAGCAGGACAAACAACAAACGAUACUCGUUCAAGAAUUAUUGCUUCUCUUAAAACAGUUAGUACUAAUGCUAUAAAUCUACUAUCGACUAUUAAAUCUAUUGCAGUAGAGCCCAUUGUUCCCAAUAGAAGAAAUCAACUUUCUUUGGUUGGUCGCUCUUUGACUGACGCUAUUAAUUGUUUAAUUAAUGAUUGCAUAUCAGAGACUCCAGGACAAAUUGAGUGUGAUAACUCUGUAAGAAGUAUCCAAUCAAUGAUCCCUCUACUUGAAAAUUCAUGUGAACCAAUAUCAGAUUGUUCUUACUUUAAAUGUUUAAAUAUUGUAAUGGAAAAAAGUAAAAGCUUAGGUGAUGGUAUGACUGGUAUCGCUAAUCAUGCUAAGAAGUCUGAGCAUGACCUAUUUUCCAAAGCUAUUAAAGAAGUUUCAUAUUCCAUUUGUGGCUUGAUUGAAGCAGCUGCUCAAGCCUCGUAUCUAGCUGGAGUGAGUGAUCCAUUAUCCCUUUCCGCAAAAUCUGGAUUAAUUGAUCAAAAGCAUUUUUCAAGAGCAGUGGAAUCAAUCCAUUCAAGUUGUAAUGUAAUAUGUAAUCCAGCGGUGUCUCAACAACAAAUUCUAGCUGCUGCUACAUCAAUUGCUAAACAUACAAGUGCUCUAUGUAAUGCAUGCCGCUUAGCUUCAAGCAAGACUAAUAAUCCAAUCGCUAAACGACAUUUUGUUCAGUCAGCUAAGGAUGUUGCUAACUCAACAGCUUCUUUGGUAAGAGAAAUAAAAGUUUUGGAUGCAAACUUUUCCGAUAUAAAUCAGGUAGAGUGUAUAAAAGCAACAAAACCAUUACUAGAAGCUGUGGAUAACCUUUUAACUUAUGCUAGCUAUUCAGAAUUUAGUAGUCAACCAGAUAAAAUAUCGACUGCAGCUGUAAGUACUCAAGAACCUAUAAUUGAAGCUGGUAAAUCUAUAAUUUCAAGCUCAUGUGCUAUGAUACUUACUGCAAAAAGUCUUUCUGUUAAAUGUAAAGAUCCACCCACAUGGCAGCUAUUAGCCAAUCACAGUAAAAGUGUCAGCGAUUCUAUUAAAGCUCUAGUUUCUUCGAUGCGUGAGAAGGCACCUGGGCAGAAAGAAUGUGAUUUGGCUAUCACAAAAUUAACACAAAAAUUACAGGACCUUGAUACAGUAUCUUUAAAGAUACUUUCACAAACGUUAGUUUCACAAAAUAAGAAUUCUUUUCAAGGAUUUAUAGAUCAAAUGAACAAAAUUAUUUAUGAGUUACGGGAAAGAAUCAAAUUUUUACAAAAUGUUGCUAAGUAUGAGGCAGAAAAUGUUGGUCAAGUGGUAUUGCAAAUCAUUUCGUUCUUUGACCCACUAAUAGAUAGUGGAAUAGAAAUGAUUUCUCAUUUGAUGAAAUCAAAACAACAAAUUUUUCUGUUAGAUCAGACUAAAACAGUACUUGAAUGCACACUUCAGCUUAUUUUUGUAACUAAAGAGUGUGGGGGAAAUCCUAAAGCAACCAACCUCCACGCAGAGUUGGACGAAAGCGUAUAUUCAACUAAGGAAUCUCUUCAAGAAUUACAAAGUACUUUUGAAAAUAUAUCUAUAUCCAAUGGCACAGUUACAGGUUUAACCGAUCUCAUAUUUCGGGCUAUUAGACAAUUACAAGAAAAUGUCUUAACUUCACAAGAUUCAUUUGAUUCUUUUGUUACUUACCAAGCCCGCAUUAUAGAAGCUGCAAAAGAUAUAUCACGCAUGGCACUUGAAAUCUUAUCUAUAUCGAGAAUGGAGAAUACAAAACUUAAUUCACUUGUUAUUAAAAUGUCUCAUAAAUACACUGAUCUUGCUCAAGACACUUUGAGAGCUACUAUUGCAACAUUUAAUGAAGAAAUGUCAACGAAGUUACGUAUAGCAGUUCAAGAGUUGGGAAAUGCAUGCUUAUAUUUAGUUCAAGAUGCUUGCACUUGUCCAAUUAUGUCAAGUGAUUUAGAAGUCUAUGAAAAGAGUUCUGACUACAGCAAAAUUAUAGGAGAAAAAGUAUCUCUUAUCCUUGCAAUACUCCAAGCUGGAUCUCGCGGUACACAAGCUUGUAUCAAUGCAGCAAGCACUGUAUCAGGAAUAAUUGGAGAUUUAGAUACAACAAUAAUGUUUGCUACCGCGGGUACACUACAUGCUGAGAAUGAGAACGAAACGUUUGCUGAUCACAGAGAAAACAUACUCAAAACAGCUAAAGCACUCGUAGAAGAUACCAAAACAUUAGUAGCUGGAGCAGCAUCUUCUCAAGAACAACUAGCCGUAGCUGCUCAAAAUGCAGUUUCAACAAUUGUUGAGCUUGCUGAAGUUGUUAAAUAUGGAGCUGCAAGUCUAGGAAGUGAGAAUUUAGAAGCUCAGGUGAUGCUAAUAAAUGCUAUUAGAGAUGUCACUUUUGCUCUUGGAGAUCUUAUUCAAGCUACAAAAGCUGCAAGUGGAAAACUCGUAAAUGAUCCAACAAUGGCCCAGCUAAAAGAUUCUGCAAAGAUAAACAUCCCUAACUUUCAAAUCAUUCGCAAAGACAGACAAGUAGGACAACAUGGUGGUCUCGCCAUUCUAAUUGAACAAAACAUCAAAUAUAAAGCCAAAACAGCUAUAUUCAACAUUGACCACAAGAUUGAAACACUGGCUAUCUCGAUCCCUAUCAUCAACAAUAAUAGAUCUUCCCAAGACCAACUGUUAAUAGUCUCUUUAUACCAUGUACCUAACACAAUAAUCAGCUCCAAUGAAUGGAACAACCUACUUGACGCCAGUAAAAACUAUCAGUUCUCUCUUAUUGCUGGUGAUUUUAAUGCCCACUACCCCCUUGGGAUUUCCACAAAUCUUGUACCUCAGAAAAUAAUCUGCACGACUCCCUACAUAACUACAAUCUAG
Messenger RNA from Copidosoma floridanum, 6771 nucleotides. RefSeq names its product Talin_middle and talin-RS domain-containing protein rhea. The record is from RefSeq and is a predicted model, not a curated record. Gene Ontology annotation, molecular function: structural constituent of cytoskeleton; integrin binding; actin filament binding. Gene Ontology annotation, cellular component: cytoplasm; ruffle; focal adhesion. NCBI's taxonomy places the organism in Eukaryota, Metazoa, Arthropoda, Insecta, Hymenoptera, Encyrtidae. Gene Ontology annotation, biological process: cell-cell adhesion; actin cytoskeleton organization.